CAUUCGUAAUUUCCACGCCUCUUCUCUGAGUUGGGUUCCUCUGCUUUGCGCGAAUCUGCAGUUCUUCCAAUAGGAUUUUAGGGCAAAUCCGAUGGAACUGCAAGCGUAUUCUGCAGUUUGGUGCUCAACAUUGGCACCCAUAUGCCGCCUGAUCAAAUGGCGAACGUACCUGGACCGUUGAUUUGGGAGAUAGUGAAGAAGAAUAACUCGUUUCUUGUGAAGGAGUUUGGAAAUGGAACUGCAAAAGUACAGUUCAGUAAAGAGACUAACAACCUCUGCAAUGUUCACUCCUUCAAGCACUCCGGACUAGCAAACCGCAAGACAGUUACAAUUCAGCCCGGAGGUAAAGAUCUGUCUGUGGUACUUGCAACUUCAAAAACAAAGAAACAAAACAAUCCCUCAAUUUCACUUCAGAAGUCAGUAAUGAAGAAGGAGUUCCCUCGAAUGGCAAAAGCUGUUGUGAAUCAGGUUUCAGAUAAUUAUUACAGGGUUGAUCUAAAGAAGGCAGCUCUUGCAAGGUUGAGUGCUGUGCACAGGAGCCUCAAGGUUGCCAAAUCUGGUGUGAAGAAGAGGAACAGGCAGGCUGUCUAAUUCCACGCUUGAAAGUGAGACACUUGAGGAUGGAAGAGGACUAUUUUGAACUUUGUCCUUUUUUUGACAUUCUAGAUGGUUCUAGUCUUUAAAAAAAAAAAAAAUUCAAUGUAUUGCAAAGAAAUUUUUCCUAGAUUCCAAUCUAUAAAAUAUUAAAUAAUUCUCUACGUUCUGCCAUUUUUGUGUUGUUAAAAGCGAGCAUGAAUGCCAUCUUUCCAUGGUGACUGAGCUGGUCAGACUUAAAAUUGCUAAUGCCUGCACCAUUACCUUGAGGAUGUGUUUGGAAUGUAGAAAUGGAAUGUGAAUAAGUAGGGGAAUGGAAGUGAAUUGCAAUGAAAGAGAUCAAAAUUCUUACAAAUUGGGUUUUAGGUUUUAUGACAAUAAAUUAUUUUUUAGUUUCAC
Vitis vinifera (wine grape) is the source of this 993-nucleotide messenger RNA. RefSeq names its product 60S ribosomal protein L28-1. Gene Ontology annotation, molecular function: structural constituent of ribosome. The transcript has 4 exons. The coding region runs from base 157 to 591 and encodes 144 amino acids. Lineage: Eukaryota; Viridiplantae; Streptophyta; Magnoliopsida; Vitales; Vitaceae. The record is from RefSeq and is marked validated. Gene Ontology annotation, cellular component: ribosome; cytosolic large ribosomal subunit. Gene Ontology annotation, biological process: translation.